UUGCCCCUGGAAGAGCGAUGGACGUCACCUAACACAGCACGUGCGUACGGACCAUCUAUCUACAUCUAUAAUUAUAUUAAACACCCUCCUCCUCAAUUUCUCUUGCCUUCACUUCGUCUCCCUAUCUCCUCCUCAACUAUGUUUCUCCCGGAUGCUGACCAGGUUGGUAAAGUCAUCAGAUAUGUAUCUGCUGGUGCAGCUAUACUCCUUGCACUUGUCGUUGUCAACGACAGAAUGAAUCCCGACAACGACAAAGGAGAAUCUGAGCGACCGCCGGCGGACAUUAACGACAUGGACAGCGACACUGAAGACAUAUUCCUUUUUGAGCAUCAUCUCCCAGGCGACUCUCUUGGACAGCGAGUCUUCCAUGACUUUUCUAGGCGUCGAGCAUAUUCCCGCCGAGAACAGCAGCUUCCAUCGGUGCCAUUGUCCCGCCCAGCUUGUCGCAUGAACGCUACACCACUUGAAGAGGGCCUUGAGCCCCCACCGCCAUAUGAAGAGGCGUGUAGUCCGUACUACCUGGAUCGGCGAAUGCCUGGGUCAAGCCGAGCACCAGACCCAGGCCCAGACCGCUCUUCCCGUGACGAAUUCCUGGUGGCUGACUGUAGCUUGAACGAACUGGAAGGCUGUACCGGCGAUUUAGAUCGUCGAAACAAGAACCGAAACAAGCGUAGGAAUCGGAAGGGUCGCAGACACUAGGAUGUUGCUAGAUAGUCAACAAGCAACGUAGAUAAACCUCUCUGUAGCGUUGAACUCAUUUUCUAUCUCCUAAAAGGCCAUGGUGCCAAAGAUUAAACAUCACGAUUACCUCCACAUCAUGCAACCAGUGAC
Gamsiella multidivaricata is the source of this 831-nucleotide messenger RNA. RefSeq lists its product as uncharacterized. The record is from RefSeq and is a predicted model, not a curated record. NCBI's taxonomy places the organism in Eukaryota, Fungi, Mortierellomycota, Mortierellomycetes, Mortierellales, Mortierellaceae. The transcript is spliced from 3 exons. Bases 139 to 699 code for a protein of 186 amino acids.